AUUUGUUGGCAUCUCAAAAGAUGAUUAUCAAACAAGAAAAAAGUCAGGGCACUGCUGACAAAAUCAAGGCUGCAGCAGUGAGUGGUGCCAAAGGCCUCAGUCAUGCUCAGGCUGCUCGAAAUGUUAAUGCUAAUGGGAAAAAGGAAGAAGGGCCUAGCAGACAGCAGGAGAAAAGGGAAGCAAAGAGGCAGAUGAGUACGGAGAAGGCGGGUGAAAGGAAAGACAAGGCAUCUAUUUCUACUACAAUGGCUACUUCACAGUGCCAAAAGUGUUUCCAAGCAGCGCAUUGGGCAUAUGAAUGCAAGAACCCGAAACUGAGGAUGAAGCAUAAGAACCCGAAACUGGGGAUGAAGCUUUCCAUCUCUAUUGAUUUAGACAUCCCUGAUGGAAAGGAUAACAAGGACGACGAUAGGUCUAAGAAAAGCAAAAGGAAGUAUCCCUCGGAUUCUGGUACCGGUAUUGCCUUGUCUGUUACGGGAUCACAAUAUUCAACUGAGGGGAGUAGUACGGAUUACACCUUAUCGUCAGAGUCGGAGGAAGAGAUGAUCAGGCCUUGGAGGAAGGGGAAGCGGAAGAAGAUAGUAAGCUCAUCUUCCGAGUCAACUUCGGAUUCUGAUUUCUGA
Hibiscus syriacus is the source of this 623-nucleotide messenger RNA. RefSeq names its product zinc finger CCHC domain-containing protein 10-like. The record is from RefSeq and is a predicted model, not a curated record. The transcript has a single exon. Lineage: Eukaryota; Viridiplantae; Streptophyta; Magnoliopsida; Malvales; Malvaceae. The coding region runs from base 21 to 623 and encodes 200 amino acids.